UUAUGUUCCGUAGUGGACAAACAGCUAACGGGAAGGGACAUUGUGUUCUUGUUGGAUGGAUCUGAUGGCACUAGAACUGGAUUCCCAGCUAUGCGAGACUUUGUCCAAAGAGUAGUAGAGACACUGAGUGUGGAUGACAACAAAGACCGCGUCUCAGUGGUUCAGUACAGCAGAGAGCCAACUGUCCAGUUCUAUCUGAACACGUACACCACAAAAGGCCAGAUCCUUGACACUGUCAGAGGUUUGAGGCACAAAGGCGGGAGACCCCUCAACACUGGAGCAGCUCUCCAGCACUUGAGGGAUAAUGUCUUCACGGCCUCUGCCGGAAGCAGGCGCCUGCAAGGAGUUCCACAGGUCCUGAUAUUGCUAAACGGUGGAAGGUCUUUUGACCGUGUCGAUGCACCAGCCUCUGCUCUCAAACAGCUGGGUGUCUUGACCUUUGCAAUUGGAACCAGGAACUCCGAUAGCAGAGAACUGCAGGACAUAUCCCACGAUCCCAGUUACCCUCUGUCUGUGUCUGAAUUCACUGACCUUCCCAGCGUCCAAAAGCAGCUUCAGUCCUCCGUGGAGGCUGCGGUUAUUGACGUCACCCCAGAGUCACCAACUGUACUUGUUGACACUGCCAAAAAGGAUAUCGUAUUCCUUCUGGACGGUUCUGAUGGCACAAGGAAUGGCUUCCCAGCCAUGCGUGAUUUUGUUGAGAAAGUGGUGGAGAAACUCAAUGUGGGACAAAACAAUGACCGUGUCUCUGUGGUCCAGUACAGCAGAGAUGCAGAGGUCAAUUUCUAUCUGAACACAUACACCACAAGAGAGGAUGUUGUGGAUUCGGUCAGAGGGCUGACACACAAAGGAGGCAGACCCCUCAACACCGGGGCAGCCCUCCAGUACGUCAGGGACAAUGUCUUUACAAACUCCUCCGGGAGUAGGCGCCUGCAAGGUGUUCCACAGAUGUUGAUCCUGCUAAAUGGUGGAAGGUCUUUUGACAAUGUAGACGCCCUGGCCUCUGCUCUCAAACAGCAGGGCAUCUUUGUGAUUGGCAUUGGAACAAGGGGCUCUGACAGUAGAGAGCUGCAGAAGAUAUCAUAUGAUCCUAAUCUUGCUCUAUCAGUGUCUGACUUCACUGACCUCCCCAGUGUACAAGAACAGCUCUCCUCUGCAAUGAGCACAGUGGUAGUGAGAGCCACGGAGGUGACACCAACAGUGACUGUGGACAAACAGCUAACGGGAAGGGACAUUGUGUUCUUGUUGGAUGGAUCUGAUGGCACUAGAACUGGAUUCCCAGCUAUGCGAGACUUUGUCCAAAGAGUAGUAGAGACACUGAGUGUGGAUGACAACAAAGACCGCGUCUCAGUGGUUCAGUACAGCAGAGAGCCAACUGUCCAGUUCUAUCUGAACACGUACACCACAAAAGGCCAGAUCCUUGACACUGUCAGAGGUUUGAGGCACAAAGGCGGGAGACCCCUCAACACUGGAGCAGCUCUCCAGCACUUGAGGGAUAACGUCUUCACGGCCUCUGCCGGAAGCAGGCGCCUGCAAGGAGUUCCGCAGGUCCUGAUAUUGCUAAACGGUGGAAGGUCUUUUGACCGUGUCGAUGCACCAGCCUCUGCUCUCAAACAGCUGGGUGUCUUGACCUUUGCAAUUGGAACCAGGAACUCCGAUAGCAGAGAACUGCAGGACAUAUCCCACGAUCCCAGUUACGCUCUGUCUGUGUCUGAAUUCACUGACCUUCCCAGCGUCCAAAAGCAGCUUCAGUCCUCCGUGGAGGCUGCGGUUAUUGACGUCACCCCAGAGUCACCAACUGUACUUGUUGACACUGCCAAAAAGGAUAUCGUAUUCCUUCUGGACGGUUCUGAUGGCACAAGGAAUGGCUUCCCAGCCAUGCGUGAUUUUGUUGAGAAAGUGGUGGAGAAACUCAAUGUGGGACAAAACAAUGACCGUGUCUCUGUGGUCCAGUACAGCAGAGAUGCAGAGGUCAAUUUCUAUCUGAACACAUACACCACAAGAGAGGAUGUUGUGGAUUCGGUCAGAGGGCUGACACACAAAGGAGGCAGACCCCUCAACACCGGGGCAGCCCUCCAGUACGUCAGGGACAAUGUCUUUACAAACUCCUCCGGGAGUAGGCGCCUGCAAGGUGUUCCACAGAUGUUGAUCCUGCUAAAUGGUGGAAGGUCUUUUGACAAUGUAGACGCCCCGGCCUCUGCUCUCAAACAGCAGGGCAUCUUUGUGAUUGGCAUUGGAACAAGGGGCUCUGACAGUAGAGAGCUGCAGAAGAUAUCAUAUGAUCCUAAUCUUGCUCUAUCAGUGUCUGACUUCACUGACCUCCCCAGUGUACAAGAACAGCUCUCCUCUGCAAUGAGCACAGUGGUAGUGAGAGCCACGGAGGUGACACCAACAGUGACUGUGGACAAACAGCUAACGGGAAGGGACAUUGUGUUCUUGUUGGAUGGAUCUGAUGGCACUAGAACUGGAUUCCCAGCUAUGCGAGACUUUGUCCAAAGAGUAGUAGAGACACUGAGUGUGGAUGACAACAAAGACCGCGUCUCAGUGGUUCAGUACAGCAGAGAGCCAACUGUCCAGUUCUAUCUGAACACGUACACCACAAAAGGCCAGAUCCUUGACACUGUCAGAGGUUUGAGGCACAAAGGCGGGAGACCCCUCAACACUGGAGCAGCUCUCCAGCACUUGAGGGAUAAUGUCUUCACGGCCUCUGCCGGAAGCAGGCGCCUGCAAGGAGUUCCACAGGUCCUGAUAUUGCUAAACGGUGGAAGGUCUUUUGACCGUGUCGAUGCACCAGCCUCUGCUCUCAAACAGCUGGGUGUCUUGACCUUUGCAAUUGGAACCAGGAACUCCGAUAGCAGAGAACUGCAGGACAUAUCCCACGAUCCCAGUUACGCUCUGUCUGUGUCUGAAUUCACUGACCUUCCCAGCGUCCAAAAGCAGCUUCAGUCCUCCGUGGAGGCUGCGGUUAUUGACGUCACCCCAGAGUCACCAACUGUACUUGUUGACACUGCCAAAAAGGAUAUCGUAUUCCUUCUGGACGGUUCUGAUGGCACAAGGAAUGGCUUCCCAGCCAUGCGUGAUUUUGUUGAGAAAGUGGUGGAGAAACUCAAUGUGGGACAAAACAAUGACCGUGUCUCUGUGGUCCAGUACAGCAGAGAUGCAGAGGUCAAUUUCUAUCUGAACACAUACACCACAAGAGAGGAUGUUGUGGAUUCGGUCAGAGGGCUGACACACAAAGGAGGCAGACCCCUCAACACCGGGGCAGCCCUCCAGUACGUCAGGGACAAUGUCUUUACAAACUCCUCCGGGAGUAGGCGCCUGCAAGGUGUUCCACAGAUGUUGAUCCUGCUAAAUGGUGGAAGGUCUUUUGACAAUGUAGACGCCCCGGCCUCUGCUCUCAAACAGCAGGGCAUCUUUGUGAUUGGCAUUGGAACAAGGGGCUCUGACAGUAGAGAGCUGCAGAAGAUAUCAUAUGAUCCUAAUCUUGCUCUAUCAGUGUCUGACUUCACUGACCUCCCCAGUGUACAAGAACAGCUCUCCUCUGCAAUGAGCACAGUGGUAGUUAGAGCCACGGAGGUGACACCAACAGUGACUGUGGACAAACAGCUAACGGGAAGGGACAUUGUGUUCUUGUUGGAUGGAUCUGAUGGCACUAGAACUGGAUUCCCAGCUAUGCGAGACUUUGUCCAAAGAGUAGUAGAGACACUGAGUGUGGAUGACAACAAAGACCGCGUCUCAGUGGUUCAGUACAGCAGAGAGCCAACUGUCCAGUUCUAUCUGAACACGUACACCACAAAAGGCCAGAUCCUUGACACUGUCAGAGGUUUGAGGCACAAAGGCGGGAGACCCCUCAACACUGGAGCAGCUCUCCAGCACUUGAGGGAUAAUGUCUUCACGGCCUCUGCCGGAAGCAGGCGCCUGCAGGGAGUUCCACAGAUGUUGAUCCUGCUAAAUGGUGGAAGGUCUUUUGACAAUGUAGACGCCCCGGCCUCUGCUCUCAAACAGCAGGGCAUCUUUUUGAUUGCCAUUGGAACAAGGGGCUCUGACAGUAGAGAGCUGCAGAAGAUAUCAUAUGAUCCUAAUCUUGCUCUAUCAGUGUCUGACUUCACUGACCUCGCCAGUGUCCAAGAACAGCUCUCCUCUGCAAUGAGCACAGUGGUAGUGAUGGCCACGCUGGUGAAACCUAUAUUAAUUGUUGACAAAGAGCUUCCAGGAAGGGACAUUGUGUUCUUGUUGGAUGGAUCUGAUGGCACUAGAACUGGAUUCCCAGCUAUGCGAGACUUUGUCCAAAGUGUAGUAGAGACACUGAGUGUGGAUGACAACAAAGAUCGCGUCUCAGUGGUUCAGUACAGCAGAGAGCCAACUGUCCAGUUCUAUCUGAACACGUACACCACAAAAGGCCAGAUCCUUGACACUGUCAGAGGUUUGAGGCACAAAGGCGGGAGACCCCUCAACACUGGAGCAGCUCUCCAGCACUUGAGGGAUAAUGUCUUCACGGCCUCUGCCGGAAGCAGGCGCCUGCAGGGAGUUCCACAGGUCCUGAUAUUGCUAAGUGGUGGAAGGUCUUUUGACAGUGUCGAUGCACCAGCCUCUGCUCUCAAACAGCUGGGUGUCCUGACCUUUGCAAUUGGAACCAGGAGCUCUGAUAGUAUAGAACUUCAAAAGAUAUCCCGCGAUCCAAGUUAUGCACUCUCUGUAUCUGAAUUCUUUGAUCUUUCCAGUGUCCAGCAGCAGCUUCAGUCCUCCGUGGAGGCUGUGGUUAUUGACGUCACCCCAGAAUCACCCACUGUUAUUGCAGAGUCAGCAGGACCACGGAAGGAUAUUGUUUUCCUUGUUGAUGGAUCUAAUGGUGUUGGACGGGAAUUUCCUAUCAUCCAGGAGUUCAUCCGCAGGAUCGUGGAGAGUCUCAAUGUGGGCGAGAAUAAGAUCCAGAUUGGUGUGGUCCAGUAUGGGGACUUUGCUCAGGCUGACAUGUAUCUGAACUCAUAUACAACCAAAGAAGGUGUUUUGAAUGCUGUAAGGGGAAUGAGACAGCGAGGAGGAAGACAGCGGAACCUGGGUCAGGCCUUGCAGUUUGUGAGUGAGGAUGUCCUGACGGCAGCACGCGGAAGCAGGAAGCAAGACGGUGUACCACAGUUUGUAAUCGUCAUCGCCAGUGGAUCUUCAACAGAUGACAUCAGUCGUCCAGCAUCUUCCCUAAAACAAUCUAGAGUUCUUCCCUUCAGCAUUGGGACCAGGGAUGUUCACCCUACAGAGCUCCGGGUGGUGUCAUAUGUGCCUAAUUUUGCCUUCACUGUAGAUGACCUCCCUAGCCUGCACACAGUCCAAGAAAACUUAAUCACUACUCUCACUGAACUGUCAGAUGAUGACAUUGCCACGAUGCGUCCAGUAUUCCCAACUCCUGAUGCAGCAAUCACACCCGCAUCCACAGGAGGAGAAAAGAGGGAUGUCGUAUUUCUAAUUGAUGGCACGACAGCCAUGCGUAGUGAGUUCUCUUCCAUCCGUGAAAUGAUAAGAAGAGUUGUGGAGAAGCUGGAUGUAGGAUUGGAUACGGUCCGAAUAUCAGUUGUGCAGUACAGCGAUGACCCAAAGUUAGAAUUUCUUCUGAACGAAUUCUCCACCAAAGAUGAGGUACGCCAGGCUGUGAUGAAACUUCGAAGCAAAGGUGGAAACAGCCUAAACACAGGUCGUGCUCUUGAGUGGGUCUCCAGAAACAUCUACCAGAGGUCAGCGGGAAGCCGCAUCGAGGAUGGUAUUCCUCAGUUCCUCAUCCUAGUUACAGGUGGCAAGUCUACAGAUGACGUAUCCACUGCAGCCGACCAACUUAAGAGAAACCUGGUUGCCCCUCUUGCCAUCGGCUCAAGGAAUGCUGACCCUGAUGAACUGAAACAGAUUUCCCUGAAGCCUGAACUUGUAUAUACAGUUGACAGUUUCCAGCAGCUUCCAAGAGUGGAGUCACAGCUCAUUGAUUCUGUCAAAACAAUUUCCACCGCUGAUAUAGUUGCUAGUUAUGCUCCUUCAGAAGAUUUAGACCCCAUACAUCUUGGGAAAAAAGACAUUAUCUUCCUUAUUGAUGGUUCAGACAAUACAGGUGCUGCUGGCAUUGCUCAUAUCCGCGACUUCAUCCUCCAAAUUGUCCAACAACUCGACGUGCAGCCUGAUCAAGUGCGUGUGGCUGUUGUCCAGUAUGCAGACAGAGUUAAAACUGAAUUCUCACUCAACUCACACAACAACAAACCAGCUGUUAUUUCUGCAAUCAAAAGACUUCGUCAGAUGGGUGGUCGGUCAUCAGACCUGGCUGAUGCCAUUAAAUAUGUUAUGCAGAAUGAGUUAAAACCCUCUGCUGGUGUUCGUCUCACUGAGGCCUCCCAGCAUCUCGUGGUUCUGACAGGCGGACGGUCAUCCCAAGAUGUUUCCAUCUAUGGACCUCUGCUCAAGAGCUCCCGAGUAAGCUGCAUCGGUGUUGGAGCUGGUGGUGCUGACACAAGGCAACUAUCCCAAAUUGCCACCACCGCAGAUGAUGUUCUUCAGGUUCCUACAAUUUCUGGACUGUCAGCACUCCAGGAUAGGGUUAUUACCAGGUUGAGUGGGACUAUCCCUGAGGAACCACCCACAGACUACCCAGGCCUGCCAACUAAAAAGGCUGAUAUUGUGUUUUUGGUGGAUGGUUCCAUCAAUUUGGGCCGGGACAACUUCAAAGAAGUGAUGUCAUUUAUCAUCAACCUAAUUGACCUGUUCUACAAUGACAAAGACGACCUGCAGAUUGGCCUAGCACACUAUGCUGCAGAUGUGACUGAUGUCAUGUACCUCAACACGUACAAGAACAAGCAAGACAUUAUGAAUGCCAUUGAACUAACAGAGUACAAAGGUGGACGUAAAAUCAACAUUGGUGCAGCCAUUCGCCAUGUUCAAGAUGUUCACUUUACCAAAGAAAAAGGCAGUAGGAUGGACGAGGGCACUCCUCAGAUCCUAAUGGUUAUCACUGGAGGGCGCUCAGCCGAUGACAGCAAAACAGCAUCCCUUGGUUUGAAGAAAAAAGGUGUGAGAAUCUUUGCUGUAGGAGUGGGCAACACUGGGAAUGAGCUAGAAAAUAUUGCAAGUGAGUCUUCCACUGUGGCUCGAGCAAGCACCUUCCUGGAGCUUUCAGAGCUCAAUGAGCAAAUCUUGGAGACUUUGGAUGAUGAAGUGAAGGGGAAGCUUUGUGUUGGUGUGCCAGAUGUCCCAAAAACCUGCAACAUAGAGGUGUUGGUUGGCUUUGAUGUUAAUGGCCAGAACAUCUUUAGUACUCAGACCAACCUCCAGAGCAAGAUGGGCACCAUUCUGCAGAGGAUUUCCAAAAUGGCAGCUAUCAGUUGCUCAUCUGGGCAGAUUCCCUCUGUUCAAGUGGGCAUGCUAGCCAUGGAUUCUGCCUCUGAGCCUGUCCAGCUGGACUUCACAGACAAUGCUGAUGAGCUCUUUGAGGCCUUCAGAGCUUUGCGGAAUCGUGGCCCCUUUGUCCUCAAUGGCAAAACCAUCUCAGCUUACACCAAUAGGUUCAAGACAAGACAGGACAAUGUUGUCAAGGUUGUCAUUCAUUUGACUGAUGGUCUCGAUGCCCCAUAUGCUGAAAUGAAAAGGCGAGUUGGGGAGCUUCAGAUGUCAGGAGUGAACAGUUUUAUUCUGGUUGGGUUGGAGCGGGUGCUCAAGUUUGAGGAGGCUGUGAUGUUGGAAUAUGGCCGUGGCUUCAGGUACACCAGACCAUUGCGAGUCAAUAUCAUGGACUUGGACUAUGAGCUUGUGGAAGAACUGGACAAUAUUGCAGAAAGAGAGUGCUGUGAAGUGCCUUGCAAAUGUACUGGUACCAGAGGAGAUCGUGGAGCAGUUGGACUUCCAGGCAAUAAGGGUAGUCCAGGAUUUGCAGGAAGCCAAGGACAUCCUGGAGAUGAGGGUGGACCUGGAGAGAGAGGUCCUCCUGGUGUGAAUGGAACACAGGGUUUCCAGGGAUGUCCUGGACAGAGAGGUACCAAGGGUUCUCGUGGGUAUUCAGGAGAAAAGGGUGAAAUUGGAGAAAUUGGUCUUGAUGGCAUCAAUGGAGAGGAGGGUAAAAGUGGAGUGGCUGGACCCCCUGGAGACAGAGGACAACCUGGCAGCAGAGGUGCCAAAGGUGCCAAAGGACAAGCAGGAGACAGAGGAGAAUUGGGAAUCAGAGGAGACCCUGGUACAAGCGGACAAGACAACAACCGUGCAGGACCUAAAGGAGACCCUGGUGAUGCUGGUCCAGCGGGAGAUCCAGGUGAGGAUGGAAAGAAGGGAGGACCUGGUGAACUUGGAAGAAGGGGAGGUGAUGGCAGAAGAGGCCCACCUGGACAGGCUGGAAUUCCUGGAAAGCCAGGAGCUGACGGUGUGCAGGGAGAGCCUGGUAUUGGAGGAUCUAGAGGUCCAUCUGGACCAAAUGGUGCCCCAGGACCCAGAGGAGAGGACGGUAACCCUGGACCCAGGGGUCCUGGAGGUGACCCAGGCCCCGGUGGAGAUAAGGGCAGAAGAGGACCUAUUGGUCGCAAGGGAGAGCCAGGAGAGCCAGGACCUAAGGGUGUUGUUGGACCUCUUGGCCCCCGUGGAGAGCCUGGUGAAGAUGGUAGAGACGGGUUUGGUGUUGCAGGACCCAAAGGAAGAAGGGGUGAUGAAGGCUUCCCUGGAUUCCCAGGACCAAAGGGAGCAGCUGGUGACCCCGGCACCAAGGGUGGACCUGGACCCAUCGGAAAUCGUGGACAGAGGGGUGUCUCUGGGGAUGCGGGUACACCUGGACAGAAAGGAGAGGUUGGAUAUCCAGGGCCAUAUGGUCAGAAAGGGCCGAGAGGACCAGGAGUUGUGCAAUGUGACCUGGUCCAGAAGAUUAGAGACAACUGCCCUUGCUGUUAUGGUAAGCAGGAAUGCCCGCUCUACCCCACUGAGCUGGCCUUUGCCCUGGAUGUCUCUGAUGGUGUCACCCGUGCAGUUUUCAACAACAUGCGUGACACAGUCCUGCGCCUGGUCAAAGACAUCACCAUCUCUGAGAGUAACUGCCCAAGAGGAGCUCGUGUUGCUUUGACCCUGUACAACAGCGAUGUUGUCACUGAGGUCCGUUUCGCCGAUGCAUUGAAGAAGCGUGCUCUGACGCAGCGCAUCGAGGGACUGCAGACCCUACAGACAGGCAAGAAGCGCAGUUUGGACACGGCCAUGAGCUUUGUGGCCCAGAACACCUUCAAGAGGGUACGCAGCGGCUUCCUCAUGAGGAAAGUGGCCAUCUUCUUUGUCGGUGCGCAACUCGGUCAGGUACAAGCGGUUACUAAUGCAGCUCUCCGCCUCCAUGAUGCUGGAAUUGCCACUCUGUUCCUUGUCAACCGUGAGGAAAGAGCACUCGCCAGAGCACUGCAGGUCAACAACACAGCCCUGGCCCAGGUAAUUGUCCUUCCCAACCCUGGAAGUCCACAGUAUAAUUCAGUCAUCCAAAAGGUUAUGAACUGCCAUAUCUGCCUAGAUGUCUGCUCUCCGGACCAAAUGUGUGACUAUGUGCCACCACUGAUCACCCGAGACAGGAGGUCUUCCACCACAGAUGUGGACAUCGACAUGGCAUUCGUCAUGGACAGCUCUGAGUCCACCUACCCAACUGUCUUUACUGAGAUUAAACGCUACAUAGCUCAGAUAGUAGAAAACCUACACGUGUCUUCAAAUCCCACAUCGUCCCUUCACCACGCCAGAGUGUCAGUAAUCCAGCAAGCGCCUUAUGAGUACCUCCACAACAAGACCGGCUCUCCCAUCCGCGUGGAUAUCGGCUUGACUGAGCACAAGUCAGCUCAGGAUAUUGUCAGAUUCCUGCUGGACAAAACACCGCAGUUAGAGGGUGGCCGGGCGCUGGCAAAGGCUAUCGAAUCAACAGUGGAGCUGGUGUUUGAGAAGGCGCCUCUCCCACGUGACAGGAAAGUACUGAUGCUCUUUGUGACAGGAAGCGUGGAAGAAGAGGAGGAGCAGCUGGUGCGUAUUGCCACUGAGGUCAAGUGCAGAGGCUACUUCCUGGUCAUCAUGGGUGUGGCUGAAAAACUGAGUGCUAGAGAUACUCGCGUCUUGUCUCUCAUGGCCAGUGAGCCAUCAGACGUCUUCUUCAAAAGGCUGGACAGCAUCUCGAGCUUUUAUGACAAGCACCUUCAGACCUUUAGCCAGCUGCUGCCAAAGUAUAUCAGCAUUGAAAACGCUUUCUACAUGUCCCCCGAGGUCUCCAAAAACUGCAAGUGGUUCCAGAGCGACCAGCCACUAAAAAACCCCUUCACAUCAUCACAGCAGCAGGAGAAACAUCAGAAGCAUCAUGAGAACCAGCAAGCAGUUCAUCAAAGAAAGCACAAAGACGCAGAUGAGCUUCACGUCUUCAAUGUCACCUCCAGCGGCUUGAAGCUGCGUUGGAACAGCGCCGACCCCAAGCUCUUCGUCUACUUUGAGGUUGCGGUGACACGGUUGGCCGAUCACGCCCUGGUACUGAAGACCAACGUCUCCGGCACUGAGCUCUCUGUGGACAACUUACAGAGUGCUCAGACGUAUCAUGUCGUGGUCACUGCCCACACUGCGGAGGGUCAAAUUGUCUCUACCCGCAAAGGCAUCGUCACUACCAAAGCAGCAGAGCGUAAACCAGUCAGCCACAGGACCAGUACUGUAAAUACCAAACCACUGGACAAACCAGAAACUGUUAAUGAGUUUGCAGACCCAUGCUCACAUGACUAUGACCCUGGAAUGCCGUGCAAAGACUAUCAGGCUAAGUGGUUCUUUGACAGAAAGAACGGGAUCUGUACACAGUUCUGGUAUGGAGGUUGUGGAGGCAAUGACAAUAGGUUCGACACUGAGACCCUCUGCUUGAAACACUGCAUGAGGUCAGAACCAGAACUUCAGCUCAAGGUGAAGCGGGGUGAACAGGUGGAGAUCCUCCCGGCACCUGCGGCCUUCACAGCCGUGGACAUUUGCCAGCUUCCCAAAGAGGAAGGUACUUGUGCCAAGUUUGUCCUCAAGUGGCACUACGAUGCCCCCAGCAAGACCUGUACACGUUUCUGGUACGGAGGCUGCGGUGGAAACCAGAACCGCUUCAACACACAUGAUCAGUGUGUGAAGGCUUGUGGAAAACCAGCAUCCGUCAGCCAAGGAGUCAGUGCUGAAAUAAGAACAUAGGACUGAAGAGACAAACAUGGCCAGUUUUUUUUACCUCUGUUUAGGGGAUUCUGAGAAGAAACAUCCAAAAUGGCCGUGCUACAAAGAUGCAAUACCAAAGCAACGGUGGCUGCACUGGAUCCACGAAAAUGGACUUCAUACCCAAAAUUCUUGAAGUAGUCUUUUUCACAGCAAGAAGGAAGGCAACACGAUUUGCUGCAUGAUUUGUUUUGACCUACUGGUGCUACAUAGUAUGUUUGUUUUACAGAUGAAGUUUGUUUAAGUGCAUUCAGUUUUGUAAAGUCAAGUUUUCUGGAACAUCAUAUGAGUUUUCAUAUUUUUUAAAAAUGCAGUUUUAUAAUGAAACAAGAAUCGUAUAUGAAUAUCUUGGAACAGAGAUUAGCAAUAAAUCAGUACAUGCAGGCGUUACGCAGUGCAGUAAUCUUUUUUAUGUUGUGUUUUUUUUUUUUUUUUUUUACAUUCCACAUUCACAUAGCAACAUAGGCUUUUAUUGAUUUAUGUUGUUUUCAAGCUCACUUGAUUCCUGUUGAAUCAUUCCUUCACUAUUUUUACAGUCACAGAAUCCACAGCAGCGUUUACACAGGUCUUGUACGGUGGUGUGUGUAUUUAAAAAGACAGUGACCAACUGCUUGGAUGCAAAAAAAAAAAAACAAUAAUGUAACACAAAGUGCACUUCCGGAGCCACUGCCUCAAAAACACAAGUUCCGGCUGUUGAGAAAUGGAAUGUACUUGUCAAGCUGUUUUUUAUUUUUGUUUUAUCUGGUUUUAUUGAAAUUUGUGUUUCAUCUGGGUGUAGGGGAAAUAAAAAUGAAUCAGACUUUCUAAUAAACAUGAGCAACUGA
Seriola aureovittata is the source of this 12008-nucleotide messenger RNA. RefSeq names its product collagen, type VI, alpha 3 (gene col6a3). The record is from RefSeq and is a predicted model, not a curated record. The coding region runs from base 91 to 11166 and encodes 3691 amino acids. NCBI's taxonomy places the organism in Eukaryota, Metazoa, Chordata, Actinopteri, Carangiformes, Carangidae. The transcript is spliced from 47 exons. Gene Ontology annotation, molecular function: serine-type endopeptidase inhibitor activity; protein binding.